AUGUGUGCAGAUUCACCUGAUGGUUGUGAGCUUUGCCUGACAUUAUGUUACAUUUGUUGCCAAGCAUAUGUGUCGAUAGCCGAUUUUUGGGCCUUUUAUUUCUGCGUUACAAAAUCAAAUGGAUAUCCUCGAGAAACUUCUUGUAACUGCUGUUGCUGUGUCAAAAGGGUAACUCCGCCAGGUCCUCCAACAGAGAAUCUGGAUAUUGGUGCCAAUGUGGAUCAAGCAAUUAUUGUGCAACCACCCUCAACUCCUCCGCCUUCUUAUGAAAGCAUUGCACUUGAUCUAAAUGGAGAAAAUAAAGUUCCAGAGAAAAUGAACAGUGAAGCCAUAGUAUAUUAA
Ceutorhynchus assimilis (cabbage seed weevil) is the source of this 342-nucleotide messenger RNA. Lineage: Eukaryota; Metazoa; Arthropoda; Insecta; Coleoptera; Curculionidae. The record is from the annotation of a GenBank genome assembly.